AUGUGGCGCAGGUGGUACCGCUCGCGCGAGGGUCGUCUGCAGCCGGCCAGCGCGCCGGAGGACGGCUGGGCGUGGGGCGGCGGCGCAGCUCGCUGCGUGCGCGCCGCCGCCCACCACGCCGGCCUCUGGAUCUGCAAGGCUUACAAUGUGUUCGGCGACGCCACCGCGCACACCACGCUGCACGUGCAGGACUCACUCAGCGUCACCGUCACGCCCACCGUGCUAGUGGCACAGGCGGGCAGCACGGCGCGGUUCAACUGCAGCGCGUCGGACGCGCGCGCGGCGCUGAGCUGGCUGCACGACGGCGCGCCGGCGGGCGCGGGCGCGGCGCUGCUGCUGCGCGGCGUGGCGCGCGCGAGUCGCGGCGUCUACCAGUGCGUGGCGCGCCGCGCGCACGACUCCGCGCAGGCCGCCGCGGAGCUGCGCCUUGGCGAUUCGACACCGGAACUGCACUACACGUUCAUCGAGCAGGCGCUGCGGCCGGGCGGCGCGGUGUCGCUGCGCUGCGCCGCGUCCGCGUCGCCGGCGCCGCGCUUCACGUGGCUGCUGGACGAGCAGCCGCUCGAGCACGUGCGCGCGCCGCACCGCUACUUCAUCAGCGAGGAGACGUCGCUCAGCGGCGACGUGGUGUCCACGCUCAACAUGAGCUCGGUGGCGCCGGAGGACGGCGGCCGCUACACGUGCCGCGCGCACAACGCGCUCGGCCACGCGCACCACUCCGCACGCCUCAACAUAUACGGGCCGCCGUCAAUCCGCGCGCUGGGCCCGGUGCGCGUGGUGGCGGGCGCCAACGCUACCGUCUACUGCCCCUACGCCGGAUAUCCGAUCAGCUCCAUCUCGUGGUGGCGGCGCGGGGCGGGCGUGGCGGUGGGCGGCGCGGGCCGCGUGAGCGCGCGCGGCCCCGAGCUGCGCCUGGCGCCGGCGCUGGCGUCCGACGCGGGCGUCUACGCCUGCGCCGUGGCGGCGCCCGCGGGCCCGGCCGCUCGCCGCGACAUCGACAUACAAGUCCGCAACCCUCCGAAAAUUUCUCCAUUUAUUUUUUCAUCGGAACUCACUGAGGGUAGUUCAGUGCAGGUGCUGUGCGGCGUGUCGUCCGGGGACAAGCCCAUGUACUUCACAUGGCUUAAGGACGGGGCUCCUCUGCCGCCGAACCUACAGAUAGAAGAAAAGAGUCUGAAUGAGUUCUCUCUACUGAUGUUCUCGGAUCUGACGGCACGACACAGUGGCGAGUACACGUGUCGCGUGUCCAACCACGCCGCCACCGUCAACUACACCGCGCAGCUCAGCGUCAAGGUGGCUCCGGCGUGGGCCACGGAGCCCCUGGACGCGGCCGUGCUGCUGGGCGCGCCGCUGCAGCUCGAGUGCGCCGCGCGCGGACAUCCCGCGCCCGCUGUCACGUGGUACCGCCGUAUGGGCGAGGGCGCUUCGCUAGGCGGUGACAGUGGAGAGCAGUGGGAGCCGGUGGGGGCAGGCGAAUGGGGAGCAGACGGAGUGCGGGCGCGCAACGGUUCGCUCGCAGCCAGCGCGGCGGCGCGCGCGCACCAGGGCCUGUACCGCUGCGUGGCCGACAACGGAGUGGGGCCGCCGCUGCUCAAGCACGUCAACAUUACUGUGCACGAGCCGGCGCACCUGGAGGGCGCGGGCGGCAACGCGUCCAGCGUGCGCGGCCAGCCCGCCGCGCUCGCGUGCGUGGCGCGAGGCGACGCGCCGCUGCACGUGCACUGGACGCACCGCGGCGCGCGCCUCGACACUGCCUCCUACCGGUGGGCAGUGACGGAGACGCGCGCGGGCGGCGCGCUGCGCUCCACGCUGCAGCUGCGCGCCGCCGAGCGCGCCGACGCCGGCGAGUACCGCUGCCACGCGCACAACCAGUUCGGGCGCAGCGAGCAACUGCACUACCUGCACGUGGAAGAGCCGCCGGAGGCGCCGCGCGGGCUGCGGCUGGGCGGCGUGGGCGCGCGCUGGGUGCGGCUGCAGUGGGCCGCGCCGCCGGGGCUGCAGUACGCGGCGCGCUACACGGCGCUGCACGCGCUGCCCGCCGCCGCCGACCGCUCCGCCGCCGCCAACCUCUCCGUGCGGGACGAUGGGCCCAGAACAGACGCAGACGGGCUGCACACGCUGUCUGCCAGGUUGGAGGGACUGCGCCCUGCCGCCGCCUACUCCCUGCGCCUCACGGCGGCCAACCACGUGGGCGUGUCUCCGCACUCUGAACCUCUCAUGUUUACUACGCUGGAAGAAGCUCCCACUGCCUCUCCGCAAAAUGUAAGAGUGAGAGCGGCUAAUCCCGGGGAGCUGCACGUGUCGUGGUCGGCGCCGCCCCAGGACAGCUGGAACGGGGAGCUGCUGGGCUACGUGGCGACGUGGCGCGAGCUGGGCCGCGUGGAGGAGGAGGCGGGGGCGGCGCGCGCCGGCAGCGCGGUGGCGCCCGGCUGGAGCAGCGCCGAGCUCGCGCUGGGCGGGCUGCGCUCGUCCGCGCGCUACGCGCUCAGCCUGCGCGCCUACAACCGCGCGGGCGCCGGGCCCGCCUCGCCCGCCGCCUACGCCAGCACGCCGGACGGCGAGCCCGACGCCGCGCCGGCGCACGUGGCGUGCGAGGCGCUGUCGCCGCGCGAGCUGCGCGUGCGCUGGGCGCCGCUGCCCUCCGCGCAUGCGCUCCGGGGCUACGACCUCCACUACGCACCGCUGCACUUUGCUACCUCGUGGAGUGGCGCGCGCGCCGGGCCGGGCGGCGAGGCCACGCUGCAGGGGCUGCGCGCCGCCACCAACUACUCCGUGUGGGUGCGAGCACGCGCCGCCGCCGGGCCCGGCCCGCCCGCGCCGCCCGUCUACUGCGCCACCGCCGACGACGUGCCCGAGCCCGUGCAGCACGUGCGCGCGCUGCCGGCGGGCGCGGCCGCCGUGCGCGUCACGUGGCUGUCGCCGGCCGCCGCGCACCUCACGCACUACACCCUGUACACGCGGGAGCUCGGCAAGUUCGUAUGUUACUCGCUCGCAUGCCUCACUACCGGAGACAAUGUGCACUGCGCUGGUGGUGCAAUAGCUUCUGAGAUGUGUAGAGUGGGCGGCGAGUGGGCACAGCGCGUGGAGGCCGCGGCGCCGGAGAGCGCGCUGGGCGGCGCGCUGGAGCAGUGGCGCGAGGUGCGCGGCCUGCGCGAGCGCACCGUGUACGAGUUCUGGCUGCGCGCCGCGUCGGCCGCCGGCGCCGGCGCGCCCAGCCGCCCCGUCACGGCCGCGCCCGCUCCCUCACUGAUGGCCAGGAUAUCGUCGUUCAGUCGCGUGGUGGUCGCAGCUCUCGGGUCGCGCGUGCGGCUGCGCUGCGCGGCGGUCGGGGCUCCGCCGCUGCGCUGGCGCUGGUCGCCGCUGCCCGGCGCACACACGGUCACUGACGACGGGGAUCUCAUCAUACACAAGGUGGAGGCGGCGGCGAGCGGCAACUACACGUGCGAGGUGCGCAACGCGCUGGGCUCGGACGCGCUGGGCGUGGCGCUGUCGGUGCGCGCGCCGCCCGCCGCGCCCGCGCCGCGCCUGCGCAGCGCCGCCGCGCACGAGCUGCGCCUCGCCUGGGACCCGCCGCACGACGGUGGCGCGCACAUACUCGGUAACACGAGCCUAAUCAACUUCUAA
This is a messenger RNA of Helicoverpa armigera (cotton bollworm), 3624 nucleotides long. RefSeq names its product cell adhesion molecule Dscam2-like. Lineage: Eukaryota; Metazoa; Arthropoda; Insecta; Lepidoptera; Noctuidae. The transcript is spliced from 19 exons. Gene Ontology annotation, biological process: cell-cell adhesion. The record is from RefSeq and is a predicted model, not a curated record. The coding region runs from base 1 to 3624 and encodes 1207 amino acids. Gene Ontology annotation, molecular function: protein binding.